CUGGGAGGGCCGGCCUCGGCCAAUCGGGAAGCGCGGGCGAGCGGCGCGAGAAGCGGCGGCCGCGUUCUCCAGCCGGGAAGGAGCGGCUGGGAAGGUUGCAGUGUCAGAAUGUGAAGUGGGGAAGAUUUUUCUCUAUUUUGUUCCUUGAUAGACAUUCAACACCUAGAUCUGGCACACAGAUCUGCAACUCCAAUGGAUACUGAGGGGUUUGGUGAGCUCCUUCAGCAAGCUGAACAGCUUGCUGCUGAGACUGAGGGCAUCUCAGAGCUUCCCCAUGUGGAACGGAACCUACAGGAGAUCCAGCAGGCGGGCGAGCGCCUGCGUUCCCGUACCCUCACACGCACGUCCCAGGAGACAGCAGAUGUCAAGGCGUCAGUUCUCCUUGGGUCUCGGGGACUUGACAUAUCCCACAUCUCCCAGCGACUGGAGAGUCUGAGUGCGGCCACCACCUUUGAGCCUCUUGAGCCUGUGAAGGAUACAGACAUUCAGGGCUUCCUGAAGAAUGAGAAGGACAAUGCCCUGCUGUCUGCCAUUGAGGAGUCUCGGAAGAGGACCUUUGGCAUGGCUGAGGAGUACCAUCGAGAGUCCAUGCUGGUCGAGUGGGAGCAAGUAAAACAGCGAAUUCUCCACACUCUGCUGGCAUCAGGAGAAGAUGCUUUGGACUUCACUCAAGAAAGUGAGCCAAGCUACAUCAGUGAUGUGGGACCCCCUGGUCGAAGUUCUCUGGAUAGCAUUGAGAUGGCCUACGCCCGGCAGAUUUAUAUCUAUAACGAGAAGAUUGUAAAUGGACACCUGCAGCCUAACCUGGUGGAACUCUGUGCUUCGGUGGCGGAGCUGGAUGAUAAGAACAUCUCUGACCUGUGGACCAUGGUGAAACAAAUGACAGAUGUGUUGUUGGUGCCGGCGAGUGAUGCCCUGAAGAGCCGCAACAGCGUGGAGGUGCGCAUGGAGUUUGUGAAGCAGGCCUUGGCAUACCUCGAGCAGAGUUAUAAGAAUUAUACCCUUGUAACUGUCUUUGGAAACUUGCAUCAGGCCCAGCUAGGCGGGGUGCCUGGGACUUACCAAUUGGUUCGAAGUUUCUUGAACAUCAAACUUCCGGCUCCCUUGCCUGGACUUCAGGAUGGAGAGGUGGAAGGCCAUCCUGUGUGGGCAUUAAUUUAUUACUGCAUGCGCUGUGGGGACCUGUUUGCUGCUUCACAGGUGGUUAACCGAGCCCAGCACCAGCUGGGAGAGUUUAAAACCUGGUUCCAGGAGUACAUGAACAGCAAGGACAGAAGGUUGUCUCCCGCCACGGAGAACAAGCUCCGACUGCAUUACCGCAGGGCCCUCAGGAACAACACGGACCCCUACAAGCGGGCUGUGUACUGCAUCAUUGGCAGAUGUGACAUCACUGACAACCAGAGUGAAGUAGCUGAUAAGACCGAGGACUACCUGUGGCUGAAGUUGAACCAAGUGUGUUUCGAUGACGACGGCACCAGCUCCCCACAAGACAGACUCACGCUUUCACAGUUCCAGAAACAGUUGUUGGAAGACUAUGGCGAGUCCCACUUCACGGUGAACCAGCAGCCCUUCCUCUACUUCCAAGUCCUCUUCCUGACGGCACAGUUCGAAGCUGCCAUUGCUUUCCUCUUCCGCAUGGAGCGGCUGCGCUGCCAUGCUGUCCACGUGGCACUGGUGCUCUUCGAGCUGAAGCUGCUUCUAAAAUCCUCGGGACAGAGUGCUCAGCUCCUCAGCCACGAGCCCGGCGACCCUCCCUGCGUCCGGCGGCUGAACUUUGUGAGGCUGCUUAUGCUCUACACCCGCAAGUUUGAGUCUACAGACCCGAGGGAGGCACUCCAGUACUUCUACUUCCUCAGGGACGAGAAAGAUAGUCAAGGAGAAAACAUGUUUUUGCGCUGCGUGAGUGAGCUUGUGAUAGAAAGUCGAGAGUUCGAUAUGAUCCUUGGGAAACUAGAGAAUGAUGGAAGUAGAAAGCCUGGAGUCAUAGAUAAGUUUACUAGUGACACAAAGCCUAUUAUCAACAAAGUUGCUUCCGUGGCAGAAAAUAAAGGACUUUUUGAAGAAGCAGCAAAGCUCUAUGACCUUGCCAAGAAUGCUGACAAGGUGCUGGAGCUGAUGAAUAAGCUACUCAGCCCCGUCGUGCCCCAGAUCAGCGCACCACAGUCCAACAAGGAGAGGCUGAAGAACAUGGCACUCUCCAUUGCGGAACGGUAUAGGGCUCAGGGAAUCAGUGCAAAUAAAUUUGUGGACUCCACAUUCUAUCUUCUGUUGGACUUGAUCACCUUUUUUGAUGAGUAUCACAGUGGUCAUAUCGACAGAGCCUUUGAUAUAAUUGAUCGUUUGAAGCUGGUGCCCCUGAAUCAGGAAAGUGUGGAAGAGAGAGUGGCUGCUUUCAGAAAUUUCAGUGAUGAAAUCAGGCACAACCUCUCAGAAGUACUUCUUGCCACCAUGAACAUCUUAUUCACACAAUUUAAGAGGCUCAAGGGGACAAGUCCAUCCUCGGCAUCCAGGCCCCAGCGAGUCAUCGAGGACCGUGAUUCUCAACUCCGAAGCCAAGCCCGAGCCCUGAUCACCUUUGCUGGGAUGAUACCCUACCGGACGUCUGGGGACACCAAUGCAAGGCUGGUGCAGAUGGAGGUCCUCAUGAAUUAAGUGCCAUGCUUUGAGGGGCUUCUGGGACUGCACACUGUCAGUACCUCAGGCGCAUGGGCCCACUGGGGUGGAGUUUCUGGUUUUGUUUCUGUUGUGUUUUGUUUUGUUUUGUAUUAUGUAUUUUUGUCAGCACUAAUAAAUUUCUUUGAUUU
Molecule: messenger RNA, 2804 nt
Organism: Mustela erminea (ermine)
Lineage: Eukaryota; Metazoa; Chordata; Mammalia; Carnivora; Mustelidae
Gene: NUP93
Product: nucleoporin 93
Exons: 23
Coding region: 193-2652 (819 amino acids)
Biological process (GO): poly(A)+ mRNA export from nucleus; protein import into nucleus
Cellular component (GO): nuclear pore
Molecular function (GO): structural constituent of nuclear pore
Source: RefSeq, a predicted model, not a curated record